Messenger RNA from Triticum aestivum (bread wheat), 1902 nucleotides. RefSeq lists its product as uncharacterized. The record is from RefSeq and is a predicted model, not a curated record. Lineage: Eukaryota; Viridiplantae; Streptophyta; Magnoliopsida; Poales; Poaceae. Gene Ontology annotation, molecular function: protein binding. The coding region runs from base 385 to 1590 and encodes 401 amino acids. The transcript has 2 exons.
UUCAUCCUCACAGGCCCCAACUUUACGAGGGAAAGCUCGUCGACCACGAUCGGGCGUCCCAGCAUCUUGUUCCGAGCGAUCCUCUCCCCGUCGCUUCCUUGCAGGCAGCGGGGCUCCUCGGCGGCAGCCCCGGAUCCUCCUGCAGCCCCUUCCAUGGCUCCUCCUCGCACGCCGCUGGCCGGUCUCUCCUCGCCGGCAGCCCGGGGUCCUCCUGCAACCUCCUCGGCUGCCUCCUCAUCUGACGCCGCCGGAUGUUCUCUUCCUCGGACGCCGCCGGCCAAUCCCGGCUCCAACGCCGCCGGCCCACCCUCCUUCUCCGACGCCGGUGCGCCUCCAACUUUCGAGCUGUCGGCCCCGUCGCUGGUCUUCCAUGGACUCUGACAGAUGAGCAAGACGCCGCCUACAUCAGUAAGGGACCUCCCAUCAGAGAUCAUCGUCUCGGUGUUCAUGUUGCUCCCCGGCAAGUACGACCGUGUACGGAUGUCAGUUGCCUGCAAAAGCUGGAGGGCACUGUAUCUUCAAAAUCUUGGAAUGAUACCACCAGAACUGCCGUGGCUAGUCUUGCCAUCAACCACCAAACCCAUGGUUCAUAUGACCUGUGGUCCGUUCAAUUACAAGCUUGAUCUUCCAGCACCUAUCAAAGAUGAUGCAGAAUUCUGUGGGUCGCAUGAGGGAGGUUGGGCUGCCCUGGCCAUGAACACUGGAGAGAAUGUUCUUUACAACUUCAACAGUAAGGAAACAUUGCCAAUGCCAACCACAAUGCUUUUGGAGGAAGAUCUGGUGGUUCAGGCAAUAUUGAAGAUGGCUUCUUUUUCUGCUCCCCCUCUUCCAGAUCCAGCCCAAUGUGUGGUCGCUGCAGGUCUCGCCAUCACUGAGCCAGAUUCCAUUCACUUUGCUUAUUGGCAGUAUGGUGUGGGUGCUCACUGGACCCGUGUUAGUCUUGGUAGCAGGGAUGGUCUCAGCUCGCCUAUGGUCGACAUCGUAUACCACACCCAGCGUGGUUGUUUCGUAUGUCUCACAGAUGACCAAAACUUGCAUUUUCUUAAGCCGAGGUUGGGUGAUGAUGGCAUUACAGUAAUGGAGUACAGGUUCCUCAAGGUUAGUCUUGCCCAGUCCGGCAGUGAGAUGUCGAUGAUGACGAACUUUCUACAAUACAUGAACCUAGGGACCCUAUCUGGACAGUACAUUGCGCAGUCCGGGAAUGAGAUCUGGUUCAUCUCGAAAUAUCUGGACAGUUUUGGCAACGGCAACAGAACAAGGUGGUUGCGUGUGAAGAGGCUAGAGGAGCAUGGUACCAGUAAAGAGGAUACGCCGUACUGGUCUGUUGUGUGCGAGUUGCCGGGGAGGGUGCUGUUCACAGGACUUGCCUCUUCAAGGGUCUUCCAGAGGGACGACGACUUCAGUGAUCACGCAGUGUUUCUUGAUGACAGAGGCAUCCGAGUUCCAGGGCUACUGGAGGUGAUGUUCGAGCGCACCGACUCCGGAAUGUUCUCCGUGAAGUACUCCAGGGCAAAGCCGUGGCCACCUGCCGGCGGGGAAGAAGUUGCACAUGUGUCCAACAAGUGUCCACCAACCUGGUGGCUCCACUGAUAAGCAUUUCAACAGCACAACUUGUAAACGCUCCUGAACUAGAAUAGCUUUUAGAUACUUCUAUCCCCUGUGCCAUUCAUUGUUUCUCGGUCAUGGGCGAUCAGCCGCCGUUGCUUGUAGGCGAUAACGAGGAGUAAUCGCUAGGUGCAUGGCUGGGCUAGAGCCGAUCUAUUGUUGUAUGCCGAACGGUGCGGUGUUGUAAAGGCUCCUGAAUUGGAAUUACUUGAAAUACUUCCAUUCCUUUUACAGUUCGUUGUUGAUUUGUUGGUGUCCUUGUAAAAGCUCCCGAAUUGGGAUGCAAUAACUCUAGUA